UUCGUCCAGGAUCCUGAAGUGACACUCGUUGUGUAAAUGUGUGUAAAGAACACACACUUUUCAGCCGAAUCUACACACAAUGGAGGAUGUUUCUGAUCUGAGGCAAAACCCAAAGUGGAGUCAAGAAGUUUCAACAGCCAAUUUGAAUUUUUUCACAAUCUGACCAAAGGUAAGUGAGACCUGCGAACAGUGAGAAUGUCUUCCUCUCCUGGCAUCAGGGCUCGGGAGAAUGUGGACAUGAUGUACAUCUCCAUUGAGACGGCUAUUGCCCUGGCCUCUGUGCUGGGGAACGUGCUGGUGGUGCUGGUGGUGUGUGUGAACCGGGCUCUCCGCGACACCACGUUCUCCUUCAUCGUGUCUCUGGCGGUGGCUGACAUCGCCGUUGGAGUUCUGGUCAUCCCCCUGGCCAUCAUCAUCAGCCUGGGAUUUAACACUGAGUUUUACACCUGCCUCUUCCUCUCCUGCCUGCUGCUCAUCAUCACCCAGAGCUCCAUCCUCUCGCUGCUGGCCAUCGCCAUCGACAGAUAUCUCAGAGUCAAGAUUCCCAUCAGGUACAACACCAUCGUGACCCAGGGGAGAGCCUAUGUGGCAGUCUGUCUGUGCUGGAUCCUCUCCUUCCUCACUGGGUUGGUUCCAAUGAUUGGCUGGAAUAACCGUGAAGCCCAAGGGAACCUCAGCACUUCCAGCCAAAUUGUGUGCGAGUUCACCACGGUCAUGAGGAUGGACUACAUGGUGUACUUCAAUUUCUUUGGCUGGGUGGUGGUACCGCUGACCAUAAUGAUCACCCUGUAUGCCGAGAUCUUCCGGGUGAUCCGGCAGCAGCUGAACCGACGUGCGGAGGCCACCUGCGAUGGAGAGCGGUACUACCGGAAGGAGCUGAGGCUGGCCAAAUCUCUGGCCUUGGUGGUCUUCCUCUUUGCCGUGUGUUGGCUGCCGAUACACAUCAUGAACUGCAUCGCCUUCUUCUGCCCAAAGUGUGACAUACCCAAGUCUGCCAUGUACGUGGGGAUUUUCAUGUCCCACGUGAACUCAGCCCUCAACCCAAUGGUGUAUGCGUUCCGGAUAAAGCGGUUCCGAAUGACACUGGUGCAGAUCACCCGGCGCUGCAUGCUGUGUAAACCUGCAGAGCCCACCCCGUGCCCCAACAGAUCUCCAGCCCUGACGAAGAAAGUGGAUGCAAACCUGUAG
Molecule: messenger RNA, 1188 nt
Organism: Pleuronectes platessa (European plaice)
Lineage: Eukaryota; Metazoa; Chordata; Actinopteri; Pleuronectiformes; Pleuronectidae
Product: adenosine receptor A1
Exons: 2
Coding region: 196-1188 (330 amino acids)
Biological process (GO): G protein-coupled adenosine receptor signaling pathway
Cellular component (GO): synapse; membrane; dendrite
Molecular function (GO): G protein-coupled adenosine receptor activity
Source: RefSeq, a predicted model, not a curated record